Messenger RNA from Notolabrus celidotus (New Zealand spotty), 431 nucleotides. RefSeq names its product early nodulin-20-like. The coding region runs from base 116 to 418 and encodes 100 amino acids. Lineage: Eukaryota; Metazoa; Chordata; Actinopteri; Labriformes; Labridae. The transcript has a single exon. The record is from RefSeq and is a predicted model, not a curated record.
GUCACAGUGAAACAGGAGCUCCAGCAGGUCUCAGAGUCCCAGCAGGUCUCAGAGUCCCAGCAGGUUUCAGAGUCCCAGCAGGUCUCAGAGUCCCAGCAGGUCUCAGAGUCCCAGCAUGUCUCAGAGUCCCAGCAUGUCUCAGAGUCCCAGCUUGUCUCAGAGUCCCAGGAUGUCUCAGAGUCCCAGCAUGUCUCAGAGUCCCAGGAUGUCUCAGAGUCCCAGCAGGUCUCAGAGUCCCAGCAGGUCUCAGAGUCCCAGCAUGUCUGAGAGUCCCAGCAUGUCUCAGAGUCCCAGCAUGUCUCAGAGUCCCAGCAGGUCUCAGAGUCCCAGCAAGUCUCAGAGUCCCAGGAUGUCUCAGAGUCCCAGCAUGUCUCAGAGUCCCAGCAUGUCUCAGAGCGUCUCAGUGAAGGUAACAUGACCUCUCUUCUUCU